AAGGUUUGGAUUUAAAACCCCCCCCCCCCCCCCCCCACGCCCCCCUGCCCCAGGAGACACCCCGCUGGAGCUGGAAGAGGACUGCAGCCUGGCUCUCGUCUGGCGCAACAACGAUCGCCAGCAGGAGUUCGUGUUGGUGGCCUCCAAGGAGCUGGAAUGCGCUGAGGAUCCCGGCUCCGCUGGCGAGGCGGCGCGCGCUGGCCACUUCACCCUGGACCAGUGCCUCACCCUCUUCACUCGGCCUGAAGUGCUGGCCCCGGAGGAGGCUUGGUACUGCCCGCAGUGCAAGCAGCACCGCGAGGCCUCCAAGCAGCUGCUGCUGUGGCGCCUGCCCAACGUGCUCAUCGUGCAGCUCAAGCGCUUCUCCUUCCGCAGCUUCAUCUGGCGCGACAAGAUCAACGACUUGGUGGAGUUCCCUGUCCGGAACCUGGACCUGAGCAAGUUCUGCAUCGGCCAGAAGGAGGAGCAGCUGCCCAGCUAUGACCUGUACGCUGUCAUCAACCACUACGGAGGCAUGAUCGGCGGCCACUACACCGCCUGUGCACGCCUGCCCAACGACCGCAGCAGCCAGCGCAGCGACGUGGGCUGGCGCUUGUUGAUGACAGCACGGUGACAACGGUUGAAGAGAGCCAGGGCGUGAAGCGUUAAGCCUACGUCCUCUU
Myotis lucifugus (little brown bat) is the source of this 662-nucleotide messenger RNA. RefSeq names its product ubiquitin specific peptidase 19 (gene USP19). Gene Ontology annotation, molecular function: cysteine-type deubiquitinase activity. The transcript is spliced from 4 exons. The record is from RefSeq and is a predicted model, not a curated record. Lineage: Eukaryota; Metazoa; Chordata; Mammalia; Chiroptera; Vespertilionidae. The annotation marks the transcript as partial. Gene Ontology annotation, biological process: protein deubiquitination.